This is a messenger RNA of Klebsormidium nitens, 1568 nucleotides long. The record is from the annotation of a GenBank genome assembly. NCBI's taxonomy places the organism in Eukaryota, Viridiplantae, Streptophyta, Klebsormidiophyceae, Klebsormidiales, Klebsormidiaceae.
GUGAGAAUAGACGCCCCUCCGUGUCUUCCUGAUCCGACGAGUUCAACGCCCUUUUAAUACUGAACCUACGUGAACUGGAGCAGAGAGUCACCUAGUCCUAGUUACGGUAGCUGAAGUCUUGAUUGAGGAACACACUUACGAAGGUACUAGGUAGUGGCUGGCGCGGUCAAGGGAGGAAGUGGGGCUACAGCUCGGGAGGUAACAGCCUUGCAUGAGCCAGAGCCGCAUUGGGGCCGAGGAUUUUUCACGAUCUAAGGAUAAAAGCCCCUUUCCUUGAUCAAGCCGCUCUUUGUUGCUUCGUCCCCGGUGGCGGUGGAAUUGAAGGCAUCCCAAUGGCCUCCUCAGCGGUCCUAAAGGCAGGGGGCGUAGUGCAGAACUGCUUCGGCGCUAGGACGAGCAGCAGACGGGACUCUUGCCCUCAGCGCCUUGUGAGCGCAUUCCAGGGUUUGAGUGUUUCAGGCAGGCGGGGUCAGUCGCUUGGGGUUAGCAAUGGGUCGAAGGUGGCCAUGGCUUCCUACGAAGCUGGAGUGGGGGUCUACGGCAACAAGGCCGGGAUGAUGCAGGUGUUCGACGCAGAGGGGAAUGCAAUCCCGGUAACCGUUAUCGCUUUCCACGACGGGAACAUUGUCACGCAGGUGAAGACACCUGACACGGACGGAUACUCAGCUGUGCAGAUUGGGUACAAGCCGCCCAGGCGGUUGAAUAAGCCUGAGACAGGGCACUUGGAGAAGGUCGGCGCACCCCCGCUGAAACACUUGACAGAGUUCCGGCUGUCUAAGUCGGCGGGUUAUGAGGCCGGGCAGCAGUUGGACAUUUACAGCAUGUUUAACGCGGGCGAUAUGGUGGACGUGAGGGGGAAGAGCAUCGGAAAGGGGACGCAGGGUAUCAUUAAGCGGUACAACGCUCACCGCGGGUUGAUGACUCACGGGUCGAAAAGUCACCGGCAGGGGGGUACCAUUGGGCCCGGUACGUCCCCCGGGCGCGUAUACCCCGGAAGGAAGAUGGCUGGCAAGAUGGGGAACAAGUUUGUCAAGAUCCGAAAGCUCAAGGUCAUCCGUGUUGACGCUGAAAACAAGUGCCUUCUAGUGAAGGGUGCCAUCCCCGGAAAGCCCGGCAACCUGGUGAAGGUAACUCCUGCUAAGAUUGUGGGCAAGAACAUUCCCCCUUGGUCCGAGAAGUAAGAAGUGGGUUUCAUUCCUCGGAAGAGCUCGGGUUCUGUUUCUUAGCAUGCUGAGGUUGGCGCGAAGAAUGGUGGUCAUGCUUAUGUUCAACGGUUUUACAUGCGGCUCGUGAACGCUUCUGAUAGAAAGGUACGUUGACUGACUGUCAGCCAAAAAAAGGGUCUCGAACCAGAGGCGCAAGGAUGCAGAGCGAUUACCUGGUACAACAACACAUGGUGGAUAUAACACGUCAUCAUUGCUUAAGCUUCGUGGCCUGGUCAAACACCACUGCUCAGUGUGGUGCCUUAGUCUUGUGUCUUGCACCAAUGAAAUACACAGAAUCAAACAUCUUUUCUAGGAGGCGUCUAGUUAUCAACAUGGAAUGCUUACUUGCUCAUGUAUAUGUAU